CACUGCUGGGCUGCACUGGUGGGUGGCACUGGUGGGCAGCACUGGUGGGUGGGCACAGGUGGGUGGCACUGGUGGGCACAGGUGGGUGGGCACAGGUGGGUGGCACUGCUGGGCACAUGUAGGUGGCACUUCUGGGCACAGGUAGGUGACACUGCAGAGUGGCACAGGUGGGUGCACUGCUGGGUACAGGUGGGUGCACUGCUGGGCACAGGUGGGCGGAGCUAGUGGGCGCACUGCUGAGCACAGGUGGGCGGAACUUGCGGGUGGCACUGCUGGGCACCGAU
Staurois parvus is the source of this 284-nucleotide messenger RNA. The record is from the annotation of a GenBank genome assembly. NCBI's taxonomy places the organism in Eukaryota, Metazoa, Chordata, Amphibia, Anura, Ranidae.